Molecule: messenger RNA, 1068 nt
Organism: Lentinula edodes (shiitake mushroom)
Lineage: Eukaryota; Fungi; Basidiomycota; Agaricomycetes; Agaricales; Omphalotaceae
Product: Intradiol ring-cleavage dioxygenase
Exons: 7
Coding region: 1-1068 (355 amino acids)
Molecular function (GO): iron ion binding; oxidoreductase activity, acting on single donors with incorporation of molecular oxygen, incorporation of two atoms of oxygen
Source: RefSeq, a predicted model, not a curated record
AUGGUUCGCACCCAUUCACUGGCUCUGAUUAUUGGCCUGGUUGGCGUCGCCAGUGUAUCAGCUCAUCAGGAGCCCAAGACCGACGCAGAGAUUGAGACACAGAGGGCGUUACAAAGAGCUGCUUACUAUUGCGCUCCCGCUGUAGGAGAAUUCACAGCUGCUCGUAAACGUGCAUGGCAACAACAGGUCCUCGCUGGGAAUCCUUCAUUACCCACAAACGAAGACCUUUUCAAUUCAGGGACCUAUCCUUCCGGCUCUCAAACAACUCCGCAAGGGAAGCAGGAAAUACUAGCUUGCGAUGUCAUCGAAGAAGAAACAGAAAUGCAGAACAAUAGCUGUGUUUUAACACCUAUCGUUACCGAGGGUCCUUAUUACCAUAAUUCCGGGCAUCCUAUCCGUCAGAACAUCGCUGAGUAUCAGAUCGGUCUUCUUACUUACCUUGACAUUGGUGUCAUCGACGUCAAUACCUGCAAGCCAUUACCCAACGUCCUCGUUGACAUAUGGCAAGCCAAUGCAACUGGUCACUACGCAGGGCAUCCUGAACCUGCUCCGCAUCUCGUCAAUGAACAACCACAAGUCGGAGGAAAACGUUCAGGUCUUUUAUCUGCCUUUCCCCGUACCAAUUUCCACGAACAAUGGCUACGGGGUGCUUGGCAGACGGAUUCUCAUGGUGUCGCCCGGUUUACUACAAUAUUCCCUGGGUACUACACUGGCCGUGCCACUCACGUUCAUGCCAAGGUCUUCACUAGUUGGACGGAGAAUCCUAACGGUACGUUCGAUGGUGGAAAACUUGCCCAUGUCGGCCAGUUCUUCUUCGAGGACGACCUCAAUAUGCAAGUCGACAAGAUGUACCCUUACGUCGAAAACCCUAUUCGUGACAUCCGCGGGCGUACGCGUAAUUGGCGUGAUUCGUUAAACAUUUUCGAGGACUCGCACGGUCCAGAGGGUGAAUACAACCCCAUUUUCAAGAUGCAUUUGCUAGGAGGCGUGAUUAAUCAGGGACUGGUUGGAUUUAUUACAAUGGGUAUCAAUGGGAGCUACGAGAUGGACAACUGGUGGAAGGGCUAG